Cyprinus carpio (common carp) is the source of this 5799-nucleotide messenger RNA. RefSeq names its product protein ABHD13. Gene Ontology annotation, molecular function: palmitoyl-(protein) hydrolase activity. The coding region runs from base 529 to 1542 and encodes 337 amino acids. Gene Ontology annotation, cellular component: membrane. The record is from RefSeq and is a predicted model, not a curated record. Lineage: Eukaryota; Metazoa; Chordata; Actinopteri; Cypriniformes; Cyprinidae. The transcript has 4 exons.
GCAGCUGUAUUAAGUUAGCUGUGCAGUGCAUGAAGUCCGGAGGGGGAAAGCUGCUGCCAACAUCAAUCUGUCAUCGGUGCGUUUAUGAUUCGUGUCAGCUGGGUUUGGACUUUAGGGUGUUUUCUGUCUCACGAUGUCAGCAGCUGGGUGAAAAACAACAUACGCGGGGUUGAGCGCGGAUUUGGUGACAGUGUUGUACUGUAUGCUCUGAUAUCAGGGUCAGGUCGUGAUACAGCUUCUUUUUUAUUGCAUUGCAUGGCGAUCUGGGAAAACUCUAGCCUUAAUGUUUCCUUGUGCAGUAUAGAUGAAUGAGUGAACACUUAUCCUCAUUUGCAUUCCAGCAUAAUUGAUUGGUUAAGACUGGACUUGGCCCCUUAAACACAUUGAGGGCUCCAGUACAGUGAUGGUAUCAGGAGGUAAUACCAUGGUAUUUCAGUAAGGCCAUGGUAGGGCUAUGAGGUGUGACCAAAAUCCUAUAUCACAAUUACACCUGCAGUGAGUUCGGAGACUGUUGUCAUCCCGGUUGUCAUGGAGAAGCCAUGGAGGUUAUGGGGGGCACUGGAGGCGUGUUUGCUGACAGUGUGCGCCUGGUCCUGGGGAUUCUGCCGUGUCUCCCUGCUGGCCCUCAUUCUGACCUUCCACCUGUACGGAGGCUUCAUACUGCUGGGACUCAUCCUGGCCUCUGUGGCCGGCAUCCUGUACAAGUUCCAGGAUGUGCUGCUCUACUUUCCCGACCAGCCCUCAUCAUCCCGCCUUUACAUCCCCAUGCCGACGGGAAUCCCCCACGAGAAUGUGUACAUCCGCACCAAAGAUGGUGUGCGGCUCAACCUCAUCCUGCUCCGUUACACUGGCGAAAACUCUGCCUCCGCUCCCACCAUUUUAUAUUUCCAUGGCAAUGCGGGGAACAUCGGCCACCGCGUCCCAAACGCACUGCUCAUGCUAGUCAACCUGAAGGCCAACGUGGUUUUGGUCGACUACAGAGGCUACGGAAAAAGCGAAGGAGAUCCUAGUGAAGAGGGACUGUACCAAGACUCAGAGGCCACCUUGGAUUACAUCAUGACCCGGCCAGACAUCGACAAGACCAAGGUGGUGCUAUUCGGCCGCUCAUUGGGUGGCGCGGUGGCCAUCCGUCUGGCAUCGUGCAACCCGCAUCGAGUGGCUGCCAUCAUGGUGGAGAACACUUUCCUGAGCAUCCCACACAUGGCGGCCACGCUGUUCUCUUUCUUCCCCAUGCGUUACCUACCGCUCUGGUGCUACAAGAACAAGUUUCUGUCCUAUAGACAUGUGCCACUGUGCCGUAUGCCAUCUCUCUUCAUUUCGGGCUUAUCAGACCAACUCAUCCCUCCGGUGAUGAUGAAACAGCUGUACGAGCUGUCGCCGUCUCGGACUAAACGCCUCGGUAUCUUUCCAGAGGGUACGCACAAUGACACAUGGCAGUGCCAGGGUUAUUUUGCCGCCCUAGAGCAGUUUAUGAAGGAGCUUCUUAAAAGCCAUGCCCGAGAAGAGACGGCCCAGGGGAUGACCAACGUCACCAUAAUCUAGAACAGUAACUACUAUUGACUGCUCUAAAUCUGGACCUUCUCAAAUAGAAUGUACAAUUUAUUCUCUCUUUUUUUUAUUAUUUCUCUUCUCCCCAACUUCUACGCUCUUUCUUUCCAUUGAUCACACACCAAGAAUUCAUUAUUUACAAUUUCAUUUAUUUAAUAGAGAAGGAUGAAUAUUUUAAGCCUUCAGAAUAUUUUUUGUUGUUUUUUUUAUAUCAAGUGUGACUGCAUCUGCCUCAAGAAUUUAAUGCCCUUUGAGUCCUUUUUUAUUUACCCACAAUUUCUGCCCCUCAUAAGUAUUCUAAUAUGCCCACCACCUGCAAAUGCAAUUGGAAAUAGUUGUUUGCUUAAUUGCAGUGGUCAGAACUUCUUUCUUAGCUUGAUCUCUUCAGUCUAGAGGUCAGUUUUAGAAUAGUGGUUUAAAAUACGUGACUAAAAUAAUGUUUGCGGUUACCAUUAUAUGAGGAGACUGUCACGUAUGUUCUACCUCUUAUAUUUCAUACAUAAAAAAUUAUAGAAGUUGGUAACGGUAAGGUUAAAAUUGCUGAAAAGAUUACUUUAAUUUGAGAUUGAUUUACACAUUUAGAAAACAAAACGGCUUUAAAAAUCACAUUUGACAUAUGGCUGUAUGUUAUUUAUGAUAACCACUGAUUUUAUUUUACUCAUGAAUAAUAAACUACUAUUCCAAAAACUCCUAGGUUUAAGGACUGCUAAACUAAACAACUCUACAAUGCUUUAUUUUUAUUUAUUUUGUUUAUAUGUAAUGUAUACACUUUAUCUUUCUUUCUUUCUUUUUUUGAAACAAAACAGAGGGCUCAUUAAAAUUAUUUGCCUUUUAAAUUCCAGUGAAUACAGUUAAAUGGACCAGGGGCAACUGAUCCUAGUUCACUCAUCUUUGUCUGUGGCAUUUCAUGCAUUCAAUCUUCUAUACCCGGCUGUAAUGUGUUGGAGCUUUAUUUUAUCACACUGCCUUCUUUUUGUUACGGAAGGUUUAAAAUCCACUCAGGAAAUCGGCUCAUUGUGGUUUGAUCCCAUGUCUUGGAUUUGCAUUUGGAGCUGUGUGGGAGAAGUAUAGAUUUCUAUACUGAUUUUCAUGUGGGCUGCAGUUCACUGUGAGCACUGAAUGAAAAUACCAAGAAGCCUAAAGUAUGUUUACUCUUUCUCAGGCUUAGUGAUCUUCUGAAAGUAAGAGUGAAAUCGCACAUAGCAGCUGCUUGACAGUGUUCCAAGCACAGUCCAUUUGCACAACUUGUAAAUAAGAUGUUUUCCUUCUUUUAAUAAGGUCAGUUGCUUAACACCAGAUCUCUGCCAAUGACCUGUUUUUUUUUUGGAUCAUGUUGGAAAAACCUGCCCAAUGGUGCCUGUUGCGCUGUCACACAUCCAUUUUCAAAAAGCAGAAACAUUCACAAUAAUGCAAGGAUUAAUUAACACAAAAAUUUAAAUUGGCAUCAUUUGCUUAUCAUUUAUGCUUUUCCAUACCUGUAUGACGGUUUCUUCGGUGGAACACAUUAGGAGAAAUUUUGAAGAGUGCAUUAGUCACUCUUUUCCAUGAAGUUGCAGAUAGAAGCCUCAAGCUUCUUUAAAAGGACUCAUUAAUAAAAGUGAGAGUAGCAUAAUGUUUAACUUGAAGAGCAACCAGCACAUUCUUUGAAAUGUCUCCUUUUGUGUUCCACAGAAGAAUUUUCAUUCUUUCAGCUAUUUAAUGUAUUGAAUCGGGGGUAAAGACAUGAGGUUUGUGUUUCUGUAGUCUCAUAUUGGUGGCUGACUGUCAAGCAUACAUUAAAAGGUGAACGGUGGACUUUGCAAACCUGGCCCAUUAUGAUGUAGUGUUGGAUCAGUGCACAUUCAAGUCUGUAAUUAUUGCAUGCUUUAGAUGCUCCGCACAUUUCGUUUAACGCUGAUGCACUUUUACGCUCACGUCUGUUGUAAUGCGUGAAAACUGCCUGUGAAUUUUAAGAUGACAGAUUUCAAGGCAGAUUGAUCCUAUGUCAGUUUGCAUGCAAAUUUUGCUAUCUUCAAACCAGAUAUUAUGUCAGGCUUCCAAAGUCCACCUUUCGGGACUUGAUGGUCACUUUGGGGUGCUUACAAAAUUGUAUAGUAGCACAGCUGAGCUCUAGAUGUCUUCAGUUAUGUCUAGUAUUUUUUAUGCUUAUGUGGUAAAAGGACAGUUGUAGUUGAGUAAGUAGUGAAACCAGCCAAUGCAAGAGAAAAAGUUCCCAUGACGUCGGCUUUUGGAUGGUUUCAGUACUUAAGAUACUUGCAUAUCAGUUUAUUGAGCUUUUGAUUUUAAAAGAAAUAUCCCUAAUGGUCAUUAUUGAUCAUUUAGGCCUAAUUCAUAAGAACUGCCUCUAAAUAUUUUCUGAAUAAAAUGAUUUGCAAUAUGUCAUUUAGUUGAACUCAAAGUAAUGUGCCAUGAUACCUUAUUGAAUGUCUGUGUGGUUGAGUGUUAACCUUGAAACAGAGAUGCUGAAACAUGCUAAAAUAAUGAAAAAAAUCUACUUUAGAGUUUGCUAGAUUUGACUAAUACACCAUUGGCAUGUUCUGGCCAUUCUCUGGGGCUAGUUUGUAUGUUGAAAUUGCAUUUCAUCUUGUUCAUAAACUGAAUAUAUGAAAUAAUAUAAAGUGCUGCUCAUGUUUUAUAUUUGCUUUUUACAGUAAAUAGCAGAGCGGAAAGAUUCAGUUCUGAAUGUGCAAGGAGGGUUUUCUUAUUCUUUCGACAUUUGUGUUUGGAGCUCUGGGUUUUCUAUGCGAAUCAUUUGUUCAUGUACAUACAAUUCAAUCACACUUUCUAUUUUCUGUGUGGUGACAUGCAAUAAAGAAAUCAAACCCUUCUGAUAACUUUCCUGCAAGAGUCUUGUUUGUACUUUGAAGCCACUGGUUUCUGUUUCUGAUUUUAACUCUGGAAACUCCACUUUAAAAAGAACGAAACUGAUGAUUUAUUGUUUGUUAUUUUUUUAAUUUUAUACCAAGAAUAGCUUUCGUUUUACUGGUCAGCGUCAUUUAUAUACGUUUCUUAUGUCCUGAUAAUCUAUGAUAACAAAAAUAAGUCUGACAUUUUAAUUUAUCUGCAUUUGACGCAGUUUGUAGGAACAGCCACAAAGAAAGUGGCGACAAAGCAACUUUCAGUUGCAGUGCAAUGUUAAAUACAGUGGGUGUGGACAGCUCGGCAGGAAAAAGAAAAACCAGACUGUUAGCUGGAGAAUUGUAGCAGACAGGACGUUUUUGGUGAGUGCUGUUGCUUUUGUACAGUUUGACUUCAACUGUAGAUCAGAGGAGUUUUCCUCUACAUCAACAAAUAUCGGCUUGAAGAGGAAGGGAAGUUAUGUAUCCAGGAUUUUUCUGAAAGAAAUGUGUGCUAAGAGCUUCAGAGGAACAUUCAUGCCAUAUGAAAGUGAACUGGAUUCAGCAGGCAUAAAGAAAACCUCCAUAUGAGCUUCUUUCUGAGUAGAAACCUCUCACGGUAAGGAUCCUGCAUGAUUGAAGUCAUGUUUUGAGUUUGUUUCCAUCAUGCCUGCUGAAGAUGUUGGUCCAGGUCGGGGUGAAAGGAGAAGGUUGCCCUGGCUGUUUCUGGUGCUUGUCAUUGCUGCAAUCACCUCCUCUUCCCUGUCUGUGAUCUCCUUGUACCAUGUGCUGGCCCUGCAGGCCGAGGUGGAGGGUUUGAGAGCCGAGGUGGUCCGCAAAAGAGAGGAGCAAAGCGGGACACUGGAGGAACCCAUGAAGGGGGCAGAAACACAAACCCAUCAGCAGGAAGAAGAAGAGAACAAAGAGAGAAUCGAGUAUCUGCAGCAGACUGAGAUGGAUGAUACCAUAACGGACCAUAAUGUCCUGUCAAAAAGGAACCUGGGUCAUACUUCAAACAAAGCAGGCAAGCCCACACUUCUGCUUAUUCCGUGAUGCUCAUCUCGUCUUUUCUUAUUUGAGUGUUAACUGAGAAGUGCUGUGGGUUUUGCGUUUACUGACAGGAAUGGUGCGGAGCACAGAUGGUGUAAGAUUAGAACUACUCAGUAAAUAAAAAUUAAAAAACAUGCACAUUGUGCAAAAGUGCACCAUUAGUCAUUUGCAUAUCCUGUUGCUCUAUGAGUCACUGAAUGCAAAACCCUUAUGAUAUUAUUAUUAGAGUUGCACCACCGUGAUCGUUGUCAUCUCUUACAGACAAUACUUUCAGUUAAGAUAUGUGUAAUAAGAAUACAUGUAUGUUCACAGUAAAUUAAUUACAUUUUAUUUUGCUUGUGUGUAUUAUUUAUUUAUUCUUCUG